AUGGGCAUAGAGCAAGUAAGCCACAUAGAUCUAGUAGAAACAGCUUAUCAACAAAUAGACAUGAAGGAUCAAUUCCUUUUGCUAAAAAUAGAACCAACUACUCCAUCGAAAGGGUCCGGACGUAAACCUUUUCCUUCAUCAUUUGUCUAA
Cetraspora pellucida is the source of this 150-nucleotide messenger RNA. The record is from the annotation of a GenBank genome assembly. Lineage: Eukaryota; Fungi; Glomeromycota; Glomeromycetes; Diversisporales; Gigasporaceae.